AUGCACAAACUGGAGGAAUACCAUCUCAUAUACACCUUUGACUUACCUUCCAAUGGCAGGAACAUUGUGUUCUCCAACAUGAGAGCUGUGGAGUGUGAGGGCUGGCAUGGGCAACAGACCACUCAUCCCUUCUUGGUUUUUAUUAAAGCAUGGAUCUUUUUUCUCCUCCUCCAUCCAGAUGAUGAUGAAUGUGAUGGACCUUCUGCAAAAGCACUGUGUGGCUCCAACGCUGAUUGUCACAACACAGUGGGAAGCUACUACUGUACCUGUAAGGCAGGAUAUUUCCACCCGAGCAAACAACGUAACUUCACAGACAGCAGACACUGCGAAGAUGAGGAUGAAUGUAAUGGAACUUUUACCCAAACACCGUGUGAUGCCAACGCUGAUUGUCACAACACAGAGGGAAGCUACUACUGUGCCUGUAAGGCAGGAUAUUUCCACCCGAGCAAACAACGUAACUUCACAGACGGCAGAGGCUGCGAAGAUGAGGAUGAAUGUGAUGGACCUUCUGCACAAACACCGUGUGACGCCAACACUAAUUGUCACAACACAGUGGGAAGCUACUACUGUACCUGUGAGGCAGGAUAUUUCCAUCCGGAUAAACUAAGUAACUUCACAGACGGCAGAGGCUGCGAAGAUUUGAUACAUCUUCGCCCGAACAGUUCAUCUUUUGCGGAUAUUGAUUCAUUUGCUAAGGUUUCCACGACGAGUUUGUUAAAGUUUUGCAACACAAGUUCAACAGAAUUCUUCAAGUUGGUUUCCAAUUUCAUGGAAGUCAUGGAAAAUUAUGCAAUUGCUGCUGCCCGGAAUUUACAUCAUCAACAAAAGGCAGAGUUCUCUUCCAAUAACUUGGAAAUCUCCAUGCAAGCAAUCCGGAACAGCACAAUCCCAAACGAUAACAGAUUAAAGUUAUCCACUGGCAAUAACAGCCUGAACAUUGGCUGGAAGAGCGUGGCAGGGAAAGAGAAUUUUGAUGUUGCUGCCGUUGUCCUUAUCUGGUACAAACAUCUGGGCUCUCUUAUGGAACCGAACCUUAUGGAAGGCUGCGAGAAUGAAAGCAAGCUGGGGCUGAACUCAGACAUUGUUAGUGCUGCAGUAACGAACACAGGCAGGAGCCACCUCCUGGAACCAGUCACUCUCACCUUCGGCAACAAGAAGCCCACUGAUAAAAGAGCCAAGUGUGUCUUCUGGAACAGCUCAAACUUCAGCUGGUCCACUCAAGGUUGCCAAUUGGUUGAGUUCAACGCAAGAUACACAGUGUGCAACUGUACGCACCUGACAAGCUUUGCGGUGCUCAUGGCCCUGGAUGUAAUAGAGGGGAAUGAUGCUCACAAUCUAGAUCUGAUCACUCUGGUCGGCGUUAUUGUCUCUCUGGUUUGCCUUGCGCUGUCAGUCCUCACCUUCACCCUGUGUCGGGCCCUUAAAAGUAUCAGGACCACCAUCCACACUCACCUGUGCAUCAGCCUAUUUUUGGCACAACUGCUGUUCAUCUUUGGAAUUGACAAGUUCGAAUAUCAGACUCUUUGUGCCGUCAUCGCUGGAUUCCUGCAUUAUUUCUUCCUGGCCUGUUUUUCCUGGAUGCUCCUGGAAGGUGUGCAGCUUUACCUCAUGCUGGUGAAAGUCUUCAAUGCAAAGAGUAUGAGACCAACGUACAUGUACUUGUUUGGCUACGGUUGCCCCCUGAUUAUUGUUGGCAUCUCAGCAGCCGUGUAUUCCCAGGGAUAUGGAACAAAGGAGCAUUGUUGGUUGGAUCUAAAUUCGGGAUUUAUCUCGGCUUUCCUGGCUCCGGUCUGUGUGAUUAUUCUGGUCAAUGGAGGAUUUUUUAUUAUGACUGUGUUGAAACUGGCUGAAAAGUUUUCAAGUGUCAAUCCUGAUAUGGGCCAGUUGAAGAAAAUCAGGGUCUUUACCUUCACUGCUGUCGCUCAGCUCUGCCUCCUGGGAUGUACUUGGAUAUUUGGCAUGUUGCACUUCCAGAAGGAAACAAUUGUCAUGACCUACAUCUUCACUGUGAUCAACAGCUUGCAAGGAAUGUUCAUCUUCAUCCUGCACUGCCUCCUUAACAAGCAGGUGAGGGAUGAGUACGCCAACUACUUCCACCGUUUCUACCAAUUGAAGAAAGACUCAAAAUACUCUGAGUUUUCAACUUCUUCGACGCAGGGCCUGAAAAGCGUUCAUGAGACGGGAAUGUGAUUGAAAGCACGAGAGCUCUGCAGAGCUGGCUACAGCUGCUUCUAAAGCGAGAGACACAGAGCACAAGAGCAACAGCGCACUGACUCUCUUUGCUUGGGACUGUAACUCGCCUCUCCACUGGGACUAUCCCAUUGCUGCUGCCACCCUCUCCCCAUUCUUACCUCCAUCGCUCUGUUUCAAUCUGCUACAAACUUCAGAAGAAAGAGGUGAGAAGUUGCAGCUGAGAGUUGAGCUGCUUUAGCUCUCUACUUCUAUUGAGCAUGUACAUAGCAGGAGUUCAUAGCUUCUACAUUGUUGAACAGACUGUCCAAUAAUAAGCACGGUAGCAUCUAGCCUGGAUUCUGGGGAACGGAAGAGUUGCCUUUCACUUCAAGCACCUCCUUGGGCAGAUGGGAUGAUGUCCGUCUGGCUUUAAGGUUGUUUGAUUUGGUGAUCCUCUAUUUGUUGGCUAUUGGACAGUGGUUGGCAAGGUGACAAACCAGGAUUCAGCCAUCGGAAGGUGAGCACGGGCAGCACAGGUCAAUGAGUUGGGAAGGAGUUUGCUUGGGGUCCAACAUGGGCAGGGUGGAUGUCUAGCAGGUUUAGAGUUGAGUUAGUGUUCAAUGCAUCCAAUGACUGCCCUGCCCUUGGCUAGAUGUGGCCCUGGAGCUCAGCUAGCGUUUGUAAGCUGGCAGAGAGUGUGUCCCAGACUGGCUUUUGCCUGCUGUUGGGUUGGUGACACAAUAUGAUGACAAGAGUGCAUGUGAGCUACAAACCCAUUCCCCAUCGCCGCCCAUCAUUAUUUGGAGCUUUUCAAGAGCCAACAAAAAGCAGGUUGUAAAUGCCACUGCCAACCACAUCUCCUGAUUGGUUUGGGACAUGUGAGGCACAGAUGAGCUUCUCUCUCUAGCCAGUGUCGAGGGUGAAAAGCCGAAGGGUAAUAAAGCUUGAACAGGACCCACCGGUCACCAGGUGAGAUGCCAGAGUCUGGGCCAGGCUGCUGCUCAGCCCUGAGUCAGGCCCAGUGCAAGUUCCUCAGCAGAGAAUCAGCACGAGGCAGCCGUCACACGGGACCCCAUCUCCUCCCGGUUCCCUCCAGCCCCUCGGCACCAGCUAAUAGCCGCCACCAUUGAGUGAUACCCACCACCAUCUCACCACCACAUUAUCUGGGUGGAGUGGUUCAUGGAUGGACCUCCCAUUGUCACCCUCCCAAAGACAGUGUGGGACGGAACACUCAACCCUGCCUUUGCCUGAGGCUGAUGAAUGAAAAUGCAGCCAGUGCUGAGCACGGCUGUGGUUCCCAGUGCCCCGGGUUUGCCCUGUAACUGCCGCAGGUGAGACAAAGGAGGUUUCACCGGCUCAUACGGAGGAAGCAGGAAGGGAAAGCUGGUUACACCUUGUUACUGUGUACUGAUACGUAGAAAUGCAAAAUGUUUUAAUAUGCCAGGCCUUUAUUGAAUAAAAUAUCAUCUUGA
Messenger RNA from Leucoraja erinaceus (little skate), 3644 nucleotides. RefSeq names its product adhesion G protein-coupled receptor E1-like. Gene Ontology annotation, molecular function: calcium ion binding; G protein-coupled receptor activity. The transcript is spliced from 16 exons. Lineage: Eukaryota; Metazoa; Chordata; Chondrichthyes; Rajiformes; Rajidae. The record is from RefSeq and is a predicted model, not a curated record. The coding region runs from base 1 to 2190 and encodes 729 amino acids. Gene Ontology annotation, biological process: adenylate cyclase-activating G protein-coupled receptor signaling pathway; cell surface receptor signaling pathway. Gene Ontology annotation, cellular component: membrane.